GCCCGCCUUGCGCACGGACCAUAACUAUGAGUGCCACUUCACGCGGCCGUGGACUUGAGCGUUGCGCGCCCAAGAGCUCACUUCACUUCUGGAGAAAUGUCUUGCUGAGAACAUUUGGUUCGAAGCUCAGGGAUCCAAGAACAAAUGAGGUGAACCGCACAUCUCUCAUCGCCGACAGCGACAACCAUGUCACUAUUCAACCGGCCGGCAUGGGCCAAAUCAACACAAACCACCGAGCUGGCCAACGAUGAACCGGACACCAACAUCUUCAGCCACUCGGGCCGCGCAUUCCGCGAGAUUGUAGCGGAGCAAGAGCGGAAGAAACAGGCGAAGCUGGACAGGAAAAAGGAAAAGGAGGAGCGAAGAUUAUCGCGAAAGCGGGACAGUGGUGGGCAGGCUGAUGGGGAGGCUGCGCCGAAUGCGGCAGCUAGCAAGAGGAUGCGCAUAUCUCCGCCGGAAGAAGAUGACGAUGAUGAUUAUAUGCCUGUUGAUGGCGGUGUUGCGGCUUCGCCACGGCGAGAUCGCUACAACGGGAGUGUGGAUGGUUUGCGAAGGGAGGAGGGCGUAGUACGACGGUCGCCGAGGGGGAAGCAGAGGUAUGCUGUCGCUGGGGAUGGUACGCCUUCACGAAGAGAUCGACCCAACAUCCAGGUCGUGGAUCUUGGAAGCUCGGAUGGCGAGGGCCACGAAGACAUAUUCCAACCUCAAAUACCACUCAACGAACCAGUGGAAGAGGAUUCCGACGAUGAAUUCGCCGCUCUGGCACGACGCGCACGGCAACAGCGACAAUCAAAGGAUGAUCUGGGGCAAGACAAAGCUCUUGGCCAAUCUCAUACAACUCGUGCCUCUCCAGCAGUUGGACCUGCUCUCGAUACCGGACAAGCGCGCCAAACAACACCGCCUCCCGACCCGACCAUACAGCUACUUGUCUCCUCUACAUUGGAAGGCACCAAGCCGAUGUUGGUGUAUCGCAAACUUUCGCAGAACAUCGGAGCCGUCCGAAAGAUUUGGUGCGAAAGGCAGGGGUUUUCGGAGGAGGCGGCGAAGGAUGUGUUUUUCGUGCAUCGCAUGCGCCGCGUCUACGAUGUCACGACUUGCCGAAGUCUCGGACUGGAAGUCGACUCCUUUGGCAACCUGACCUUCAAGGGAGGAGAGGGCGAAGAAGACGUCGAUAAGGUGCAUCUUGAAGCGGUGACGGAAGAAACGUUCCGGCAGAAGAAGCUCGAGAAGGCGGAAGACUCGCAGAAGCGGAAUGGAGAAUCGUUCGCGCACGCAGAAGACGAAGCCGAGUUGCAAUCAACCGAACCGGCAAAGGAAGAAUUCAUAAGGCUAUUACUGAAAGCCAAAGGGGAAGAAGACUUCAAGCUGAAAGUGAAAGCCAGCACCACCUUCGCACGCAUCAUCGCCGCCUACACCAAAACGCACGCGGCACUGGAAGGUCAGCAGCUAUCGCUGGAGUUUGACGGCGACAAACUCAACCCCGACGACGAAGUGCAGAGCACGGAAGUGGCGGAUUUGGAUUGUCUGCAGGUGCAUAUCUCGUCGGCUUGAGAGGACCGGAAGUGUCAAGCACUUCAUUGGUCCUGCAGGAGGCGCGAAAGAUGCAUGGUGUUUGGCUGCUCGUCGACGUCAA
This is a messenger RNA of Neohortaea acidophila, 1633 nucleotides long. RefSeq lists its product as uncharacterized. The transcript is spliced from 3 exons. The record is from RefSeq and is a predicted model, not a curated record. Lineage: Eukaryota; Fungi; Ascomycota; Dothideomycetes; Mycosphaerellales; Teratosphaeriaceae. Bases 187 to 1551 code for a protein of 454 amino acids.